Molecule: messenger RNA, 2227 nt
Organism: Ectocarpus sp. CCAP 1310/34
Lineage: Eukaryota; Phaeophyceae; Ectocarpales; Ectocarpaceae
Source: the annotation of a GenBank genome assembly
CCGCUGGUGGGGCUCGUGUGCGUAACGAGGUACAGCAGCACAAAUAGCGGCUCUAGGCUCUGGACUGGGGUGUGGGUAUGACCAACGGCUGAGGAAAACCGAUCCGUAACAAAGUGGGGCGAGAGAUCAUUGUAGGGCCAUUGCAAUAUUGCUAUCAAACAACUGCGGCGGCUGCAGUCAUACCAACCAUCUCCCCGGCUGGACAGAAGGUUGUUGACGUUGAACAUCUGCAUUUGCACGGCGGGCGAUGGUGGCUGUCAUGUUCGCCCAGCUCGGGGCGGCGCCUCUAAUCAUGUCGCUGCUGUAUGGGGCAACUUUCCUGCACGCGCUGAGCAAGCUGAGGAUGCUGCACGGGAAGUCCCGCUCCCUCGACACCAAGAAGCUGUUUGCCAUGAGCGUGCUGCUGCUGUGCCUCACGCGCACCAUGGGCUUCAUGACGAUCGGCGCCCUCAACAUGCGGAGCGUUGGCGGUGGCGGAACGUCGUCCAGACGCUCUUGGCAGAACGACGCUGAUGAGCGCUUCUAUGAGAAAACCAUGCUGGUCCUGUUCGAUCUUCCGGACUUCAUGAUCGUGAGCGCCUACAGCCUCCUGGCUGUCGUCUGGGCGGAGGCCUUCCUGCAGUCUCGUCGCCACUGGCUUUCGGCGCGGGUGUACAAGCGGCAGCUGUUGCUGGGCUACAUGAUCUUCAACUCGGCGCUGUACGCCGGGCAGCUAAUCCUCUACACGCUGCUCUUCCUCCCCAGCUUCAACCAGUCCGGGGUGCUCUCGGUGCUCUACCUGUUCAUCACCUCGGUCAACCUUCUCCUGCCGCUCCUCCUGGCGGUGCUGUUCUCCUACCUCACGUGCACCUUCUCCGGUUUUCCUUACAAGUCGGAGGCGGCAAUGCUCAGAAUGGAUCGGGUCGGGCGCGUGGUGAUGCUGUGGACGGCGGCGAGAGUCAUGUGGGGCCUGUCGACUUUAACGGCCGUUUUGGAGUUCCAGCGGCUUGUAGGGAGCGCCACCAGCCUUCGCGAACAAGUGUAUUCGAUUCUGGUCGUCACCCUGUUCCUGACGACCGAGCUAUAUCCUCUCCUCGCCGCCCUGGACGACGAGUUGCUCCUGGCCUUAUCCGGAGCGGAGGACGCGGCACCUAAAGUCGGCGGUGGGGGAACCGGAGGACGGAAUAGUGGAUGUGGCGGGUCGGCAAUUGAAACGGCAAGGCCAGGAGACCAAGGACGCCGGAGUCGCACCGCGAGGCAGCCCAUCACCGCUAGCACCACCGCGGUGUCGGCUCUCAGCGGCGCGGGCGAGAAUAACCCCAUGCAACCCUUACUACCUCGCGGUGGGCGCAGAAGGGACAGCUGGCUUUCGGCGUCAUCUGAAAGCGAACUUGGGUGACCCGCUGGAUUUGAGCGUUGAAUAGUGCAGCCAGCCGUAGAUGCGUUGUUCUUGGACGUGGGCGUGGAGCAAGGCAGGCGGCGCCGCGGGUGGGAACUGCUCAAAAGGUUGAUGCAAAGUAUAUUUCAUUGGACAUUUCUCUAUUCGUUUGUGUUUCAGCGCAAGCACGGGAACGGCUGUUGGUCGCUCGCAUCACGGCGGGGAUUUUUUUAUCUUGUUAUUAGGAAAAAUAGAACAAACACAGAAAGCCCUUACCCGUUCGAGUUUAACCACAGUCGAAGGGGAUAUGUUGGGAGUCUUUUUUUACGACGUUCCGACUGGUCGGAGAUCAAAAAAGAAAGCUGUCUUGCAUGUAAAUGUACACAAGAUGACUGAGCCUGUCAGUCACAAGGAAGGGGAGAUGUCCCUAAGUUCUGCUCAGGGAAUGAGACGCAGGUAUUUUAGUGUCCGCUAACGGUAUGACCUCAUUCCUAGUUUUCUGGGAAAAGCCUCUUUGGCGGGAUGCCAGCGGAGCUAUGCAUACGUACAAGUUGAUUUCUUGACCCACAACGGAAAAAAAUACCGCCACUCCAAAAUAAAAAUUCGGGCGGCAUUUUUUUCGAAUGGUUUGAGAAAUCAAUGGACCAUUUUUCCCGCGAAAACGGUGACACUUCGAAUGUUUCUUCCAAAUAAAUGCGUAGACUCCUGCUGUACCACUCCGGUAUCAAUUUUUUUUUUCUUGCCGUCUCGAUUUUCCAGCAGUUUUUUCCACCCUUCUUUCUAGUGGGCCUCAACCAGCGGCUAGAUCUAUGAUUAUGAACACCAGCGAAUGGAUCGGGAUAUGAUUGUUGGAUGGGGAACGCCGGUAUC